GCUCGCCAAACGUGUUUCCAGAGAAUACAAAAAAGUCCGAAAAUGUGCAAUUAGGAGACUUGUGCGGUUGGAAAGUUGCAGGAAAAUUCGAAUUUAAAUUGAGUUUUUAGUGGGUUAGAAGACAAACAUUGAACUCCUAUAGAGUGUCCUGACUCGGGAAGAAACCUGUGGAACCGGAACCGACGUGGAAGCGAAUUCCAUUAUGUUCCCGUUUUCCUCGCUGCAAGUCGAGUACAGCAACUUCCACCGUUCGUCCCAGAUCAUGUCCAACGCGCUGAGCAUGACCAACUCGGCGGGCUUCCCCCACUCGUGGAUCGUGUCGGGGCAGGACUUUUGUCCGAUCACGUACUCGUCGAUCCAGAGCCACAACUCGGCCGUUUCCAGCAACCUGCAGCAGGUCGAGCCGGGGCUGAUCGAGCUGCGGAAGGAAAAAUCCCGGGAUGCGGCGCGAUCGCGGAGGGGGAAGGAGAACUUUGAGUUUUACGAGCUGGCGAAGAUGUUGCCGUUGCCGGCUGCGAUUACCAGUCAGUUGGACAAGGCGUCGAUCAUCCGGCUGACGAUCAGCUACCUGAAGCUGAAGGAGUUUAGCGAGAAUGGGGUGCCGUCGUGGUGUAAGGAACCGAUCGGGUUUCAGAACUACAACUCGCCGCAGUACUUUAACGAGAUGUUUGAGACGCACUUGGGCACGCACAUCCUGCAAUCGCUGGACGGCUUUGCGCUGUCCACCGGGGUUGACGGACGCUUCCUGUACAUCUCCGAGACGGUGUCGAUCUACCUUGGCCUGUCCCAGGUGGAGAUGACCGGCAGCAGUAUCUUCGACUACGUCCACAAGCAAGACCACGCCGAGCUAGAACACCAACUGGGCGUCAAAAAGAACUCCGAGUACUCGGGCUACGUCUACGCGGACGAUCCACCCGAGAAAACCGUCCUGAAGAUCGCCUCCUCAAAAGACCCGAAACCAACCCAGUUCGCCGAAUCCUACGAAGGUGACGAUCGCGCCUUCUGCAUCCGAAUGAAGUCAACCCUCACCAAGCGCGGCUGCCACUUCAAAUCCUCCGGCUACCGGGUGAUCCUCCUCCUUUGUCACCUCCGCAAACGAAACGCCCACUCCGACGUCGAUCACGUCUCGACCUCGUCCUCGUCCUCCUCCGACAGACAAACCGUCAUCGGAAUGGUCGGAAUCGGGAUCGCCCUGCCGCCACCCUCGCUGCAUGAGAUCAAACUGGAGUCGGACAUGUUUGUGUUCCGGACCAGUCUGGAUCUGACGAUCAUCCACUGUGAGAAUAGGAUCGCUAGCUUCCUGGACUACACGGCGGACGAGCUGAACGGGAAGAGCAUCUACUCGCUGUGCCACGGGCAGGAUGCGCACAAGCUGAGGAAGAGUCACAGUGAAUUAAUCCAAAAGGGCCAGGUCCUGACGCCCUUCUACCGCAUCCUGAACAAAACGUCCGGCUACUUCUGGAUCCAGACGUGCUGCACGAUGGUCUGCCAGACGAAGAACAUGGCCGACCAGACGGUGAUCUGCGUCAACUACAUCAUUACCCGGCCCGAGCGGGAAAACCUCAUCCUGGACAUCUCGCAGAUGCCGAACGUGGUCCACACGGACUAUCACGCCGCGGCCAAGGCAAAGAGGGCUGCGGCCGCUGCCGCUGCUGCUGCAGCUGCUGCCGCGGCCGCCAUCGAUUACGAGCUGGCCGGAGAGGUGAAGGAUGACGCCGGUUACAUCGGGGAUGACCACAAGGAGCUGAUAGAAAAGUCGCCGCACAAGGGGCUGAUGUUUGAGAAGAAGGAUCGGGACGAGCUCAAGUCGACGAGCAAGCGGUUGAAGGCCGGCAGUCCGAUCUUGUCGUUGGCCGCGCACAGUGGAGUGGCCACCGGAGGUGGACUGGUCGGGGAGAACCACGUGGCGGGGGAGAAAAAGUCCUCGAACGGGAAGAAGAGCGCGUCCUCGUCGAACCGGGCCAGCGUGAUUCGGGUGCUGAACAAGACGUCGUCGAAGAAGAUUCUGCAGGAGAACCAUUAGAAUUUAGGAGCAUUUUUUAGAAUUAUUGUUAAAUAAAACUCUACAUUCCAGCUGUGCUUGAGCAUGUACCAAUAAUGGCCGUAUUUAUUGCUUGCUACCAACUCUAUCGUACCGAAUAAUAAAACAAAUACUCUUCUUCCUUGUGUAACUUAAGGGGCAUUUAAAAUCUACCAGUUGUAAGGUAUAUUGUUAUUAAUCGCACUCGUACUAUUACAAACUAAGUGGAAUAACUUACCAACCAGUGUCAGUAUCAUUAGAGGAGGAUAAACAUCUAUCUAGAAUACUCUAUCGAAUAUUAGAAAUUAGAACACUCAAAGUAUGUUUAGUAACAUUAUUGUAAAUCAUUAUCUUUUUAGGAUUAUCAAAGCUAGACAGGACAACAUGAAAUGAUAAAUAAUGUAAAACUAUACUAGUGGAAAAUAAAAUGCUAUAUUAUGU
Molecule: messenger RNA, 2461 nt
Organism: Culex quinquefasciatus (southern house mosquito)
Lineage: Eukaryota; Metazoa; Arthropoda; Insecta; Diptera; Culicidae
Product: protein trachealess
Exons: 4
Coding region: 203-2023 (606 amino acids)
Biological process (GO): regulation of transcription by RNA polymerase II
Molecular function (GO): RNA polymerase II transcription regulatory region sequence-specific DNA binding; DNA-binding transcription factor activity, RNA polymerase II-specific; protein dimerization activity
Source: RefSeq, a predicted model, not a curated record